Messenger RNA from Megachile rotundata (alfalfa leafcutting bee), 2144 nucleotides. It is a transcript of the gene Cog6, whose product is annotated as conserved oligomeric Golgi complex subunit 6. Gene Ontology annotation, biological process: intra-Golgi vesicle-mediated transport. The record is from RefSeq and is a predicted model, not a curated record. NCBI's taxonomy places the organism in Eukaryota, Metazoa, Arthropoda, Insecta, Hymenoptera, Megachilidae. Gene Ontology annotation, cellular component: COG complex.
GAUUUUAAAAAUUUGACAUUUUAAUUGAAAUUAGUGAAAUUUUGUAUAAGUUCAUGAACCUUACACUGAUGACGGAUGAAUACAUCCGAGUGAUUGAGUGCGGUUCUAUAAGUUUCAUAAACGUAGCUAUGCGUGUACAACACUUGCUACGUGACACUUUUGAGAUAAAUAGGUUAUAUACCUCGAUGAUUUUGACGGCAAAAAAAUAACUUAUCUAAAAUGAGUGAAAAAAAUACUAACACUGCAUUAGUUCGAAGGGUCAACAAAUUACUCGAAUCAAGAGUAGAGCAUGACAAAGACACAUUGGAGGCUUUAAAAGAAUUGUCUACGUUCUUUACGGAAAAUACUUUAAAUUCCCGCAGAAAUUUACGUAGUAAAAUAGAGAGAAGAAGUCUUGCAAUAAAUGAAGAAUUCUUGUCCGCCUUCCGUGAAGUAAAAUCUUCGUUGGAUGAUAUAUAUCAAGACGUUUUAGCAAUGAAUACUGCAGUUCAGUGCAUGACAAAUCGUUUACAAGUUACAAAAGCACAAACAUCACAACUCAUUGAUCAAACAACAAAACUUCAAAAUAAAAGUCAAACAUUGUCUAUGCAACAAGAAGUUGCAAGUGCAUUUAUAAAAAAUUUCCAAUUGACUUCAUCAGAGCUAAAUAUUUUGCAUGGACCUAGUAGAGAAUCACCGAUCACAGAAGAAUUUUUCUCUGUGGUCAAUCGUGUUCAGGAAAUUCAUAGCAAUUGUAGGGUAUUAAUGCAAUCAGGGUACCAAACAUUAGCUUUAGAUAUUAUGCAAAGAAUGACAUUGCUACAAGAAGCAGCCCUUGAAAGGUUAUAUAGAUGGACACAAAAUCAAUGUAAAUAUAUUGAAAAUGAACAUUUGGCUGUAUUGUUAAUUAAAGCAAUGAACAAAUUACAAGAUAGGCCAGUUUUAUUUAAGUAUAUUUUAGAUGAAUAUUGUGCAGCUAGAAGAACUGCUUUAGUAGGGUCUUUUAUUGAUGCAUUAACAUUAGGAGAAGGGUAUAGUACAACACCUAAUCCUAUUGAAAUGCAUGCAAAUGAUCCUAAAAGAUAUAUAGGUGAUAUGCUUGCCUGGCUUCAUCAAGCUAUUCCUGUUGAAAAGGAGAAUAUUCUAACUUUAGUAAAAGGCUGUGACAAAACAGAUUUAUCAGAUCAAAUUAAACAGUGUUUAAGUAAUAUCACAGAAGGACUUUGUCAUCCUUUGAAGUCAAGGAUAGAACAUGUCAUAUCUAUGGAUGCACCAGCAACAGUAUUAUACUCUAUUACAACUCUGCUUAGAUUUUAUCGUGCUAUAAUUCAACAAGUAAUACCAGACAGUACCUUAACUUCAACACUGGCAGAUUUAUUAGUACUAAGCGAAAAAAGUUUUCUCAGUAGACUUCAAAAGGAAACACGCGCAGCGCUCGGUGAACGCGCAGAGCCGCCAGGAAACGAUUUGGUACCAGCCCCAUCCGUUUCCAGAUUAUUAGCCCUUCUUAAUGAAAUUCUUUCUGUAGCAAGUAUUGCUGAAGACAGAGAAAAAGACAUGCAACAAAUAGUAUCAUGUAUUAUUGAUCCUCUUUUGCAAGAAGUUAAUGAAACUGCAUCAAGGUUACCAACAGUAGACAUGGCUGUAUAUCUUUUAAAUUGCAUGCAUCAGAUACAGUCUACUCUAGCAUUAUAUGAAUACAUGGAUCAGCGGUUAGAAAGGCUGCAGGCUCAAUCUGAUGCACAAAUCGAUACUCUUACAUCAGAACAAGCUAGUUCAUUAGUUGCUCAUUUAAAUCUGGGUUCAAUUUACACGAUCUUACAAGGACAUGAACAAGGUCCAUUAUCUUCUAUUCCAGGAAUGGAUCCUUUAAGUGUAAAAGAAUUUACAAACAAAUUGGAGGCUUUUCUACUAAUGCCAGAUGCGUUGUUACUCCCACAAAUAAGUUUGUUGCAAAGUAAUAAUUUUCGUUCAAUAACGCAAAAACGUUCUUUUGAGGUAAUUGGUGCUAUUUAUAAACAGUUAUACGAAGCAUGUCAUGAUCCAAAAAAUUUAUAUCAAAACCCAAACGGUUUGUUUACAAGAAGUCCUGAAAAUCUCUUAGAAACAUUAAUUUCUAUUUAAUUGUGAAAAGAAAAGAAAUUAAAAAUGUGAUCAAACAUUAA